This is a messenger RNA of Hippocampus zosterae (dwarf seahorse), 2368 nucleotides long. It is a transcript of the gene cant1a, whose product is annotated as calcium activated nucleotidase 1a. Gene Ontology annotation, molecular function: calcium ion binding; GDP phosphatase activity; UDP phosphatase activity. Bases 1022 to 2296 code for a protein of 424 amino acids. The transcript is spliced from 4 exons. The record is from RefSeq and is a predicted model, not a curated record. Gene Ontology annotation, biological process: proteoglycan biosynthetic process. Lineage: Eukaryota; Metazoa; Chordata; Actinopteri; Syngnathiformes; Syngnathidae.
AUUAUGUGACAAGCAGAACUGGAUUUUGGAUUGGGCAAAAGCGUCUGGUUGGAGCACCGGGUGGCUUAAUGACGCAUUUUCAGGUCUCCUUUGUUUCCAUCGAAUCUCAUCAAUGCUAGCCUUUCUUCCGGGUAUCCAAAAGUGACUUAUGACUAGAAGUAACAUUUAUCUUCAACACAAAGCUGGUCCGUCUGCGCUCUUGGAAAACUAUCGAAAGGACAUUUGCUACUUCAAGGGCUGUAAUAAGAGGAUUUUAGACUAUGUAGAAUGAAUAAAUUGCCUCGGCUUCGAUAAACUUGAUUACGUUAGCUCAUCGUUUCCCCUCCUCCCAUCUACAGUGUGCUGUCAAUGUUGCCCCCCAAGCCGAGCCAUUAAGCAACAAAAAAGUCAAUUCGUGAGACACCUGCUCACUGAUCACAUUCAAGGCCAUCUGCAUUUUCACCGCGUCCACUUUUCAACGAAUGCAGAUUGUAAACUUGAGCAAACGAACACGCCCACUUUUUGAUGAACCCGCACAGUACACACAGCAUCCAUCGUGACACGCGAGCACUUCUUUUCACCUUAUUUGUAAAAAAGGAGAAAAAAAUGCAACGCAAAUUCACGGCGAGGCCGUGGUUUUAAAUCAUGUCAGUUCGGCUUUUCCGUUUAACCCUUGGGUCUCAAACGCAAAGGGGCACUAAAUCAUACUUGGCUGCUGGCCUAUUACCACCAUGGUAAAUAACAUUAAAAUACAGCCCCGCCGUAGGUCUAAGUGUUCCUCUGCAGCAAGGCGGUUUUAUUCCAAAGACGCGCCUUCAACAAAGUCCUUGCGUACUUGCACACGCCGUGUUACUCUUGUUCCGCUCCGUUCCAUGGCUGUGAUACUCCCCGUUGUCCGUUUACAAGCAGGUUAAUCAUAAAGGUUCUCAUGAUGUGCAAGUAGUGCAAAGUCUGCCCCCACUCUCCCCUCGCACCUUUGGACCGGGCCACGAUGCUUUAAGUGUAGUUAAAGUUCAACGGCGUCGCACUCGCAGGAGUACCCAUGCAUGCUGAGCGUGCUGAGCGACGGGCUGCUCGGAGGAGACGGACAGGCGACUCCCGGACCGGGUCUCCUAUGACCUCACCGGCAGCCUACGCUCGACCGGAGCACGAUGAGCCCAUGAACGGUCUGCGCAUCUCUGUCGGGGGUCUCACCAUGCUGGCGACCGUGGCCAAUGUCGCGGACCCUCGCUUCCGCCUCAAGUGGCGGCCCAUCGCGGCGGCGGCCGUUUCGCUGGCCGCGCUGCUGCUGCUCUUCACGCGUUGGAGCGCCGGGCCGCACCCCCGCGCCGACGCCUCCGAGAGCCGGAGGCCGGCCGGCGGCGGCUAUAACCGCACCUACCCGCUCAGCCCGGCCCAGCGCACGGCGCAGGGCACGCGCUACCGUAUCGCCGUCGUCGCCGACCUGGACGCCGACCCUCGGAUGGAGAAGACGCUGACGUGGUUCAGCUACAUGCGGCGCGGCUACCUGCUGGUGUCGCCGAGCGGCGACAGGUUGUCGGUGGAGUGGGACGCGGAGAGGACGGUGCUGCGGAGCCACCUGGCCGAGAAGGGGCGAGGCAUGGAGCUGUCGGAGCUGGUGGCCUUCAACGGCAAGUUGUACAGCGUCGACGACAGAACGGGCGUCGUCUACCAUCUCGACGGCGGCGAGGCGGUGCCCUGGGUCAUCCUAGCAGAUGGCGACGGCCACGUGGCCAAAGGUUUCAAAGCCGAGUGGUUAGCGGUGAAGGACGAGCACCUUUACGUGGGCGGUCUGGGCAAGGAGUGGACCACCACGUCGGGGGAAUUUGUCAAUGACAACCCGGAGUGGGUGAAGGUGGUGGGCUUCCGCGGGGAUGUGGAGCACAGGAACUGGGUCCCGAUGUACAAGUCGCUCAAGGCGGUGGCAGGAAUCCAACCUCCAGGUUACCUCAUUCACGAGUCGGCGGCGUGGAGCGCCGUGCUGCGGCGCUGGUUCUUCUUGCCACGUCGCGCCAGCACCGAGCGCUACGAGGAGCACGCGGACGAGCGGCGGGGCACCAACCUGCUGCUGAGCUGCUCGCCGGAUUUCACCGACAUCACCGUGAGCCGGGUGGGCCCGCUCGACCUCACCCGCGGCUUCUCUUCUUUCAAGUUCGUGCCCAACACGGACGACCGGAUCGUCCUGGCGCUCAAGUCCGAAGAGGACGCGGGGAAGAUCGCCUCGUACAUCCUGGCGUUUACGCUGGACGGACGCGUUCUCCUACCAGAGACCAAAAUCGCUGACGAUGUUAAAUACGAAGGCUUGGAGUUCAUCUGAAACUGUGACUGAAUGUGAUCAUUUCCAGAUGUGACACCAUGACUGUAUAAAGUCCCACCAUUCGAAAGGAAA